AACGUAGGGAAGGAGUCGGAGAGAGACCCAUUGCACUGUUAGAACGGCGUCUCCGGCAGCACCCAAUUGAUCCCGGAAAGGGAGUCCUGCUGAUCGGAGAGCUGAAUCGAGAUGGCCACCUCGAAUUUGGAGGCGAGCAGCACCGACGUUUCUCAGUUCAAUCACACUCCCUUUUACUGUGAGGAAAAUGUGUACUUGCUGUGUAAGAAACUCUGCGCAAAUGGGGUAGCUGAUGCUCAAGGGUCUGAUCUUUUCGUAGUUUUCAUUGCCAAUGAGAAGAAGCAGAUCCCACUAUGGCAUCAAAAGGCCAGCAACAGAGCAGAUGGUAUUAUUCUCUGGGAUUAUCAUGUGAUUUGCAUACAGAGGAAAAGAGAUGGUGACUCUCAUUUGGUUUGGGACUUGGAUUCAAGUCUUCCUUUUCCUUCUCCUUUAGCCACUUAUGUUUCUGAAACUAUCCGGCCAUCUUUUCAGCUAUUUUCCGAGUAUCAGAGGUUUUUCAGGGUUGUGCAUGCUCCAAUCUUCCUGCGUUGCUUUGCAUCUGAUCGAAGACAUAUGAGAGACUCUGCUGGGAACUGGAUUGCUGAACCUCCUGCCUAUGAAUCUAUAGUUGCUGAAGGUAAAUGCAUCAGGAAACCGUGAAACUUUAAAGAAAUCUUUGUUUAUAUAUUUACUUGACUAUUUCAGUUACAUCCUGUGAAUCUUAUUUAAACCUCUCAGGUCUUGCGUAGGAGGUUUAUCCUUUAGUUUGUACAUUUAGCUUGCUGGUUUGUGAUGGUAGCCUGUGUUACUAAGUAACCACAUUUUACUAAGCUGAGCUUUAGAUUUGGGAAGUAAUAAUAUCAAAAAUGAUGGUUGCUUCCUAUGUUGUUCAUGUUCCUAAUUGGGAAUGGCUGUUGGACAUAACAUAUAACAAUGUCCAACAAGGGUACAUUUUAGUUCUUUUUUAGCUUUUCUUUACUGCUUCUUCAAUCUUGAGCAUCAGGAAUCUCAUUGCCAUUUUUUCUAACCAGUUGGAGGAACUUUGUUCCUAUUUCUUGUCUACAUUUUGGGUUUGAUUAUACCUCAUCUCCUUUUUAUUGAUACAUUGGAAGUUGCCUGCUUGGCAUAAUGGGUGUUGACUCCAAAUCAAGGUUUUAAGUCAAUGGGUACCAACUCAGCUAAGUUCUUGUUGGUGAUUAAAGUCUCAUUUCCUUGUAUAACUGAGUGUAAUUUGUAUCUGUAAUUCACUAAUAUUGAAGAAACUUGUAGGCUAAUUUACUAACUUGCAGAUAAGGAAAAUCCAAAUCUCUGCAUCUCUUCCCUUGAGUUGUUCUGACUACCAUGU
Molecule: messenger RNA, 1324 nt
Organism: Rubroshorea leprosula
Lineage: Eukaryota; Viridiplantae; Streptophyta; Magnoliopsida; Malvales; Dipterocarpaceae
Source: the annotation of a GenBank genome assembly